Messenger RNA from Porites evermanni, 3010 nucleotides. The record is from the annotation of a GenBank genome assembly. NCBI's taxonomy places the organism in Eukaryota, Metazoa, Cnidaria, Anthozoa, Scleractinia, Poritidae.
AUGAGUUGCUCCUUUUUUCCCGAAGAUUCACAUUGUGGACCUGCACCGGGAAAAGAGGAUAUUACUAUCGUUCCAGUAAAGUCGUGUGCGAAUAAUAUAUUUGACCAUCUGUCCGCACUCGGUGUAAGUGGAAAAACGCAAAGUGGAAAUACGCAAAUUGUCGAAGCUGAAGUCCUUUUUAACCGUGGCGGUUUUAUCGCGCCCAGCCAAAAACAGGUAGACGAAUUGACUGAGUGCCCACGGCAUAGAUAUCUCUUGACCUAUGGAUGGCCGGGUAGAAAGCGAUUGACAUGUUUUCAUCCUGAUCAUCUGGGAAAGCUCACGAAGCAGAAUAAUGCUCGACGCGUCAACCUGGAAAUGUCGAGAAGCAUAUAUUUCUUAGAAAACCAUUCAGUUCUACUUGGAGCAGGUAUGAGAAAACAUUAGUACAUGCAUUGAUAGAACACUUCUUGCUGGAGAACAUUAUCAGUGACUUACAGUUAUCAUAACUGAGCUUGGGUAGCCUGUGAUUAUACAGAAAGGAUCUUAUUUUUUUGGUAUCUUGAGUAGAAACCCUAGUUUAUUUCCAUCACGACUGUGUAAAGAGUGAGAAAGGAGUGAAUGUUCCUUAUUUUUCCACCCCAGCAUUUUUUGUGAGAGAAAACAAAAUCAGGACACGUUAUUUAUUUAUCUAUUAAUUUAUUUUGCCUUGGCCUCGUUAGUUAUAUGUACAAAGUGCAGAAAAAGACACUACCAGAUACGAUAAGUAAAGCAACUUGAGACAACUGUAGUGGUAAGUUCAUACUACCUUGAUUAGCAAUUUUACAUUACAGUUAAAUUUGAAAAGCGAAUGACACAUGUAACUAAAUCACAUAAAUAAAACGCAUAGUGGUUACCGUGUGGCACUAAAUUUUUCUCGUGGAUGCUAAAUUUUGCGGGGGUGCUUUGCGGGGACUAUGUUGUGAAUUAAUGAAGACUUAACAGCAAGAGAGGAUAAAGGGGACAGAAAAGGCAUCCCCCAUACACACCCUAUUCCACAGGUAAUUCGUCUCGAGUUAUUUUUAACACCACAGAUCUCAAGGGGGAUUAGACAACAGCCAAUCACAUAGCGCGAAUGUGUUCUGCGUGGAUGACCCACGCUCAGAGGCACGCAUCCUUCACGAAUUGACGCAGAACAAAAGGGCGGAAGACGAGGAGAUUGAUAUUGCUAUUCGUUUUGUCGACGAAAACGACUGCAGAGAGAUUUCUCCUAAAGCUGUGCCAGCGAAACGGAAAUUUAAAAAAAAUCGCCCUUCCUCUCUUGUAUAGAGCUAACAGUACAGCAGAGAAAUCCUUAACACACUGAAUAUUCUCUCAGGAUCAUUUAUAAUUUACAGUUUGAAGAGAGCAAUUUCUGGUUUGAUAUUUAUUCUUUUAUUAGUCUUUUAUUAUUCAACAAAAAUAACAAUUGGCGUCCUACUUGCUUUAUUGUACAAACGACCGGCGAAAUUUCUCAUUUUAUUAAAGCACUGAGGUUACGACAUGUUUUGCACGGCGUUUAGUCAUGCGAAACUUCCACGAAACAUCCACGCAGCGCGCGAGGUAACUUUAUCCCGAUUCUAAAAAUAACUCGAGACGAAUUUCCUAUGGAAUAGGGUAUGUAUGGGGGAUGCCUUCUCUGUCCCCUUUAUCCUCUCCUGUUAACAGCUAUUUCGAGAAAGGUUGUCGGAAAAAAUGUGCACGCGACAAUCCUGAAAGGUUUGGGAUAUUAUCAAUACACUGAUCCUGACACUGUAGCUGUCAAACCUACUUUUGUUGCUUUUCUUUAGCACUCGCAAACAUACCUCCAUGGCCUCUCUCGUGCCAUUCUUUCAAAAUUUCUUUAAAGAACAGUAAACUCAAAACCACCCACAACUAUACCUUUCGGGAUUGUCGCGUGCACUUUUUCCGACAACCUUCCUCGAAAUAGCUGUAUACUCUUAGUAAGUUGGCGAAAACAAUUUUGUGUUAAUUGCAUUAAUGUGCUAAUGAAACUGGUGGGACAAACAAAAUCAAAGGAAUUAGUAAGCUCAACAAUUUUGAGUUUACAGAAGAGGGAAUUCGCAUUUGGAGUGCAUACCAAAUUGGUCCCGGAAAACUGGUGUCGUGUGAAGGAAUGAAACCACAGGGAAAGACUGGAUUGAAGUUGUUACAACCUUUUGGGGCAAUAGCCCAGGCCCAAGGCAUUUUCAACACGAGGCCCACUUAUAAAGAGCGAUCCGCCAAAAAUAAGGUCUGUGUGGUAAGGUUUGAAAACGAAAACGAAGCACAAAAUCAUAUGGACACUGGAGUUCAUAAGCUUGUUUUGGAACGUGAAACACUUUACGACAGUGUGCGAAGAAAAUGGGCGCAGCAUGUUACCGAAAUAGCUUCCCGGACGACUCUGAGCGUGCCAACUACAUCAACCCGAGCGCUUCGUACAAGCAACGGAAAUGAAGCUCCCACUUCGCAGGGUUGGGCACUAAAAGGUCAAAAAACUGCUACUGAGACCUCCAAGAACGUUAAAAGUUUUUUGAUUGCAAAAUUCAAUGAGGGCCUUAGUGGCCAGAAGGCAAAUCCGUCAGAAGUCGCAAAGGAGAUGCAGGAAGCUAAAUACUCGAAUGGUUCACCUGUAUUUUUGCCAGAGGACUGGAAAACUGCACGGCAAAUAAGCAGCUUUUUUUCCCGACUGUCAGCAUUAAAGAAAAGCAGUCAUGUCGCUUCAGUAACAUUACGUGAUGAAGAAAAUGUCGAUGAAGAGGAUCUUAGGAGCUGGGAAGGUCACUUAGAAGCAGAGAGUAUACGGAAGGAAGUGUACAGUGCAGUGGAUCUUCAACACCCAGUUUAUUCUGAAGGCCACAAUAUUUGCUUGAUGGCAAAAGAAAGAAAGCUUAAAAAUCUCAAAGUGGUAGACCUAAAGAACAUCUGUACAAAUCUUUCUUUGACGACCACUGGAAAUCAGCAAAGAAAAGUUACCUUCAUAAACGCCAUUGAGGAGUUAGUUAAUUCUUGUUCAUGUAGCAAUUUGUUGUAA